This is a messenger RNA of Effrenium voratum, 1552 nucleotides long. NCBI's taxonomy places the organism in Eukaryota, Dinophyceae, Suessiales, Symbiodiniaceae. The record is from the annotation of a GenBank genome assembly.
UUCUUGGGCGGGGCGCCGCUUGCAUCCGCCUCGCUUGCCUCCAUUGGGGCCCAUGUAGCGAUGGUGCUGGAUCAUCUCUGGCUUUCGAGGCCCAGCAGCUUCUGGGCGGUGAAAUGUGCGCCGGGCUUUCAGUGCGUGUCCAAGCUGACCUCGUUCCCGCCGGGCCAUGAUGGUAUCUACCACCAGGAACACGGGGUGAAGUCGAUGGAGCCUACGGACCCCGACCGGUUCCGGGACUGGCUGCAGACCUACGAGGCGGCCAGAGGGAAGCUCUCGCCCGCGGGAAAGUGCAAGGACGACGGCUCGCCGGCGGAAGAGCAAGGCUACUGCUUUUCGGCCUCCGGGUUCGAGGCGGGCCCAGGACAGCCGUGCCAAGAGCCGGACGAGUGCCUCUGCGUCAAGGCAGACUCCCCCUACGGCAAGCUGUCCUUGGGGCACACGCGCCUUGAGAACGAGGAGGGCAAGGAGCUGUUGGAAGGCACUUACCAGGUCCAGGAGGUGACCAAGUGCGACGUCUGCGAAGACCUGAGCUUCGACCGCAGGCACUGCCAGGAAUGCGAGAACUGCGUCUUCAAGACCAAGACCUUGGAGGGCGAAUUGGUGGAGGGCUGCUGGCCCAAAGACGGCGGCUCGGCCCGGCGGACGCACCUCUUAGGCAAGGGCGACCGCAUCUUCCUGCAUGGCAUGCCGGUGGAGAUGAAGGACAUGACCAUCGUGCCGCAUUACAACAUGUGGGACCCGGGGGAAGCGGCUGAUCCUGUGGGCGAUGAGGACAGCCGCGAAGUGGAGGACCAACUGGCCACCGCCAACUUGCAGGGCCCGAGGAUGCCGUACCAGUCCCGGCGGGAACCGCUCUCCCGGGACGGCUGGCUCACCUUCUACAAGAAUGUGGCGCCGAGGGUUCAGCAGGAAAUGGACAAGGUUGCCCAAAACACCAUCGAAGCUGGAGAGAAGGCGGGGCGUGCAGCCUGCGAGCACAAGCUGGGUCAUCGCCUGGGCGCAGACAUCCCGGGGAGGAUCGAGAAGGCGGCCGCCGUGCAGAACGCCUGCCUUCAGAUGCAGGAGACCGCCAACCGGAUCGCGGUGGCGGACGCCAACACGGGCUUCGCGCGGAUCGGGGGCAUCAAGUGCACCAUGAACGACCGCGUCUCCGAGCCGGGGGAGUGUGACUACUUGAACUGCUACGCCACAAACGCCAGGUUCAAGAAGGCCAUUCUUGCACUGAAGAAGCGGAACGACGAGUGCUACGAGGCGACGCAGGACAGCGAGGCCAACACUUGCCUGCCGGGCGAGGGCCAGGCGCAGAAGGAGCUCAAGGGGCCUCGGCUCCCCAAGGGCGCUGCCGCGCCCAAAGGCGCGGCCAAGCCGCUGAGCGCGGAGGCCCUGGGCGCGGAGGCGGCCAAAGAGAGCGGCCUGCCGGUGAUGCUCGCAGCGCCGGUCGCAGGCCGGCGAAAGGGCGUGCGCCGCGGAGCGUUCCUCUGAGGGCCAGGCUCAGAUGCCUUGCCAAGGAUUUGGAGCCUUGGAAACGUGGUUUGCUCUGCUGGUCCGGCCA